Lolium rigidum is the source of this 525-nucleotide messenger RNA. Its product is annotated as oleosin-like. Gene Ontology annotation, cellular component: monolayer-surrounded lipid storage body; membrane. NCBI's taxonomy places the organism in Eukaryota, Viridiplantae, Streptophyta, Magnoliopsida, Poales, Poaceae. The record is from RefSeq and is a predicted model, not a curated record. The transcript has a single exon. Gene Ontology annotation, biological process: lipid storage. Bases 1 to 525 code for a protein of 174 amino acids.
AUGGCAGAUCAGCCGGGAGGAUCGUUGCCAGUCUUGCCCCGUCCGGCCCGGCCCCGGAGCGGCCUGGCGUCGACGGAGUCCUCGAACCCGUUCCGCCGCCGCUUUCAGCCCCACGCGCCCGCAAGCUCCGACGCCCAGCUCAUCGUCUUCCUCGCUCUCGCCGUCACCCUCGACGCCCUCCUGGUCCUCACCGGCGUCACGCUCACCGUCGGCUUCGUCGCGCUCGUUGCCGUCAGCCCGCUCCUGCUCAUCACCAGCCCUCUAUGGGCGCCGCUGGGGCUUCUGGCCAUCGUGGCGGAAGGCGCCCUGCUGCUCGGCUGCGGCCUCGCGGUGCUUGCGCUGGGCGCGGGCACGUGGGCGCACAGGCGUUUGACGGGGCGGCAUCCGAUGGGCGCGCACCGGGUGGGCUACGCCUACGACGCGCCUGAACGUGGCCGGUUCGCCGGCAUGGCGGGCCACGGGACGAACCACCACGGGCGGGGUACGGGCGGCCGUCGGAGGAAGGACGCUGCACCUGGGGCAUAG